This is a messenger RNA of Budorcas taxicolor (takin), 1602 nucleotides long. RefSeq names its product family with sequence similarity 227 member A (gene FAM227A). The transcript has 14 exons. NCBI's taxonomy places the organism in Eukaryota, Metazoa, Chordata, Mammalia, Artiodactyla, Bovidae. The record is from RefSeq and is a predicted model, not a curated record. The coding region runs from base 1 to 1602 and encodes 533 amino acids.
AUGGCUCACUUCAGGAGGUUGCAUGUCAUCAACUUCACUGCUUUGCCAGUGGUGCCACUGGAUGAGCACCUGGGUGUUUCCCUGAUUGCGCAGAACGCACUAAAGGAUGCCGCGAGGAAGAAUCUGAAGGACAAUGUGCCCUUGUGCCUGGUUGGCUCCAUUCAGCAGGUGAACCAGAUGAUUGCUGACGCAGAUCUGAGUCCCAACCCGCUGGUGCACAGCCUGAAAACAGCAGAUAAAAAUCUCCUGGCAGAGCUGUACCAGUACCCAUCCUUUGACGACUCUAAGCCAAACAAUCUUCCAAAUGGGGUGGACUUCUGUGACUUGGUGGGCAACGUGAUCCUGGCUGAGAAAAACCCCCUUAGCGGCAAGUCUUUCUGUUCAGGUCGAGAAUUAGAGAAGUUUCUCUCUUCCCCUUCUGUAAGAGCUAUAUGGCUGGAUAGCUUCUGGUGGAUCUUUCAUGAAAGGUACCAGCCAAAGAAGGAGGUCCAGAGCAAGCUGUUCGACCGGAUAGCCCAGAACUAUGCUUUGCUUUUGUUUUGUGAAUCCAGGACCCAUUACGAAGAGGCUCUCUUAAAAAGGUUGCCAUUGCUUCUGAGCAAAGCCCUGUACACCAGCUUCUGCUGCUGUUUCCCUCAGUCCUGGUUCAACACGCACGAGUUCAAGUCUGACAUCUGCAACACGAUGAGCCUGUGGAUUUCAGGUAUAUAUCCUUGCCCACACAGCUAUAACAGCUGGGACUACUCAAAACUGGAUCCAGAGAGGUUCCGGAGAGAAGAAUUAAUGUUGCAGAGAAGAAGACUGCUGAAGGGAAGAGACUUGUCUUUCCUCACUGCUAGGAGGUACUCCGUCUGGAAAGCCACUCAAAACAGGAGGACCUGCUGCCAUCAUUCUGCUGAUAUGAAUUCAACCAAUGAGAGAGCCCGUUCUGCCCAGAAAAAUUCAGUGGAUGGCCCAAAAGAGCAUACCUAUCAGACUCCGGUUUUGAGGAGACCCACAAAACAAGUCAAGAGGAUAUCAGCCGCAAGAGAACUUGAGAGUAUGCUUCCUAAGCAGUCUUACCCUGCCUGCAAAAGCCCUCCGCUGACUCCAAACCUCUUCAACAUAUAUGGGAAGAGCCCUCUGAUUGUGUACUUCCUCCUGAACUACUCCACCCUGCAGCAGCAUGGCCAAGACCUGUUGAUGGUCAGAAGAGAAAGAACCAAGACCAUCCCUGAGUCCACCCUGACCUAUGCUGAGGUCAUCAACCUGACACUGAGCAACAUGAAGAAGCGGAGGGAAAACUUUCACCAGCUGAACUGGCUUCACUUGAGUGAGUGGAAUUACUUUGACGAGUACCUGAAGGAGCUGCAGGACAACUUCCUCAGGGAGGUGAAGAAUAUUGAUCAAAGAGCAAAAGACAAAAAAAAGGCAAACCACACAUUCAUCCAGGCUUCAACCCUCUUUGAGGAUACUCCUGAAAAGAAAUCCAGAAGAAUUUAUCAGAGGGAGACUGAGUUUAUUUUGAGGAAGGAAAAGGAAGAGAGGGAUGGAGAAUGGAAACAGAAUUCGACUGACUCUUCCUUCUCACCAUCAAGCACUGAUGAAGUCUUUUCCCUGUAG